Messenger RNA from Musa acuminata AAA Group (dessert banana), 1266 nucleotides. RefSeq lists its product as uncharacterized. NCBI's taxonomy places the organism in Eukaryota, Viridiplantae, Streptophyta, Magnoliopsida, Zingiberales, Musaceae. Gene Ontology annotation, cellular component: mitochondrial matrix. The record is from RefSeq and is a predicted model, not a curated record. Bases 414 to 1076 code for a protein of 220 amino acids. The transcript has 4 exons.
CCCCCCCUCCCAUUCCCCGUUCUCCCUUGGCCCUCGUUACUCCCCGGUCUCGCUUCGCCCCCGGCUGUCGCAACCCUUCUUGUUCCUCUCCCGCUGCUUUGCUCUGCUUCAAGGGUUUCCUUGACUCCCCGUAUCGACUGGUUGAUCUCCAGGCGAUCCGCCCUCGUCUGCUAUCUCUUCGCCUCCCUCAGUUCCGUCACCGGUCACCUCGCCAUCUCCCACUAGCCAACUUCUUAUCUCUUCCUUUCUAGCUUUCACAUCCCACGAUCUUCUAUUUGCGAUCGAUUUGAGGUCAGAUUAAAAAUUCUUCCCCUCUCUGAACCUUGUUCCACUUACAGUCCGUGUGAUUCGUGGGUAAAAGUUGAUCUCUAGCCACUAUCACGUGAGGAGCACAACUAAAUUCACUAGUUUUAAUGUCUCUGCGACAUCUCCAGAGGCGUGGAACAGCUCUUCUUCGAGAUGGUGGACUACUCCAAGUGCUGCGCUCAGAGAUCAACCACGAGCUCUCCUCUUCCAGCGAAUCCUCUUGCGGUGAUGGGGUGGGGAGUGAGGUUGAAGGCUUCAUGCUAGAAUGGACUGAGCUGCGGACACAGGAUGUUGUCCUUCGACGUCAACCUGACCACGUAUUUUGUGAGGAGAUUGCAGUGUCAGCAUUGCUUGCGCCAUUGCAGUUUCAAGAUAAGGAUCCACUCCCCAGGGAUGUCUUGAUGAAGGUCUGCAUUAAGAAGGCAGGGUAUGACUCAGUGUUGCACUACGAUUGCCGUGCCUUCCGUUGCGAUAAAGACCAACUGUUGCCAUGGACCACAAUGGAUACUAAUGAUGGUGGCAUUGGUAGUGAUUUUACCAUUAGAAAGGCUUAUUGUUCUUCAUCAGUGGAUUAUUUGGGAAAAUGCAACUCUGUGGGACCCAUAUUCAGUUCUUUGGACCCUCAAUUACAGAAGGCACUCAAAGACUAUCUUGUGGUCAGAGGGAUCACUCCAAAGCUGACCAACUUCCUCCUCGAACACUUGCACAGAAAGGAGCAUAGCCAGUAUGUGAAUUGGCUGCGCACCAUGGAGGGCAUCGUUGCCAAGUGAGGCUUUCAUACUGCUGCUGAGAUAUUCUGAAAGGUUGAGUUGUUCCAAUUCUAGUGCUUUCCUUUUUCUCAUCAUUGUCUAGGUAGAUGAAUUUUAUUGCAGCAGGCAAUUCAAGUGUCUUUUGCAGCUUAAAGAAUGCUUAUCAAAAAGACAAGAUUACUACUUUCGAAAGAAGCUACCUUUCAUCUUA